GAGAGUGCGAGUUCGCGCUCUGAGUGCAGGUUGUGGAGCUGAGACGUCCGGUCCUCAACUUCUAUGGGAGAGGUGCCCAGAGGAGGGCUGGGGACAGGAGGGGGAGCUCCUGCACGCCCAGAAAUCUGCAAACGAAACUCCCAGCGCCCGGAAUCGAGGCGCGCGUGACCGGCAGGCGCUAGGACCCAGGACGGCAGAAGGGCGGAGAGCCGCGCCCGGGAGCUCCUCGCUGCCCGCUCGCGGCCCCAGAAGCUGCCCCAGCGCUCGCAUGGCCCCAAGGACUUCCUCCCCGACGGCUCGGCGGCCCAGGCCGAGCGGCUGCGCCUGUGCCGGGAGGAGCUCUGGCAGCUGCUGGCCGAGGAGCGCGUGGAGCGCCUGGGCAGCUUGGUGGCCGCCGAGUGGAGACCGGAAGAGGGUUCCGUGGAGCUGAAGUCUCCUGCGGGUAAAUUCUGGCAGACCAUGGGCUUUUCAGAGCAGGGCCGGCAGCGGCUUCACCCCGAAGAGGCACUGUAUCUGCUGGAGUGUGGCUCUAUCCAGCUCUUCCACCAAGACCUGCCACUGUCCAUCCAGGAAGCCUACCAGCUGCUGCUGACCGAGGACACCGUCACUUUGUUGCAGUACCAGGUCUUCAGCCACCUGAAGAGACUGGGUUAUGUGGUUCGACGAUUCCAACCAAGCUGUGUCCUGUCCCCUUAUGAGAGGCAGCUUAACCUGGAUGGCAGCACCCAGUGCCUGGAGGAUAGGGAUGGCAAGAGGAAGAGGAGGGGCUCCAGCUCUCGGUCCAUUAAUAAGAAGGCCAAGGCCCUGGAGAACUCCCUGCAACCAGAGAGUCUGGCAACUUCCAGCCCACCUCCCUGCCGAUGCCCAGAAGAGAAACCCCAGCUUUUGGAGUCCCUGGGGCCCUGCCCUGGCCUGGCCAGGGAGGGUGCAGGGUGCAGCUGGGAGAGUGGCCAAGUAGGGAAUGGAGUCCAGGGGGCUCGGAAGCUGCGCUGGAACUUUGAGCAGAUCUCCUUCCCCAACAUGGCUUCCGAUAGCCGCCACACCCUCCUGCUUGCCCCAGCCCCAGAGCUGCUCCCGGCCAACGUGGCUGGGCGGGAGACAGACGCCGAGUCCUGGUGCCAGAAGCUGAACCAGCGGAAGGAGAAGCUAUCCAGGCGGGAACAGGAGCAACAGGCAGAGGCCAGGCACUUCCAGGAGGACAUAAAUGCAGACCCUGAGGUGCGGCGCUGCUCCAGCUGGCAGGAGUACAAGGAGCUGCUGCAGAGGCGGCACCUGCAGAGGAGCCAGAACCUCCCCACACACCUGUGGGGCCAGCCUGUCACGCCCUUACUGAAGCCCGGCCAGGCAGCCUCUCCAGCCAUGGUCCUUCAGCAUAUCUCUGUGCUGCAGACAACACACCUUGCCGAUGGAGGUGCCCGACUGCUGGAAAGGUCUGAGGGCUUGGGAAUCAGCUUUGAUGUUUACCAGGCUGACGCUGUGGCCACCUUCCGAAAGAAUAACCCUGGCAAACCUUAUGCCCGGAUGUGCAUUAGUGGAUUUGAUGAGCCUGUGCCAGACCUCUGCAGCCUCAAGCGGUUGUCCUACCAGAGCGGUGAUGUUCCUCUGAUCUUUGCCCUGGUGGAUCAUGGCGACAUCUCCUUCUACAGCUUCAGGGACUUCACAUUGCCCAGGGAUCUGGAGCACUGACCACACAGCUCUGUGGGGGAUGGAGCUUGCUCUGGGGAACCUGGACUGUCUGUUCUCAGGGACCACCUCAGCUGCCUCCUGUACCUGGACUCUGACCUGUAACUGCAGCAGCAAGUCUAGGCCUUGGCCCUGGGUGUCUCAUACUUGCAAGAAAGUCAAACUGUGCUCCAAGCCUUCCCUGGCCACUGCAGCACUUCCAAGCCCGGGGCCUGAGAUUGCUGCCUUGCAGUGACUCCUUUGGAACUCAGGACUAGAUUUUAGAGACCCAGGAAGUGGGGCAGAAGAGAGGACUCUGUGCCUUUAACGAGAGGGUGCCUGCUUCGUGCCAUAAAGCCAAAGCCAUUAAAAAUAGAUCUCUGUUCUG
Molecule: messenger RNA, 2050 nt
Organism: Microcebus murinus (gray mouse lemur)
Lineage: Eukaryota; Metazoa; Chordata; Mammalia; Primates; Cheirogaleidae
Source: RefSeq, a predicted model, not a curated record